Guillardia theta CCMP2712 is the source of this 306-nucleotide messenger RNA. RefSeq lists its product as hypothetical. NCBI's taxonomy places the organism in Eukaryota, Cryptophyceae, Pyrenomonadales, Geminigeraceae. The record is from RefSeq and is a predicted model, not a curated record. The transcript is spliced from 3 exons. The coding region runs from base 1 to 306 and encodes 101 amino acids.
AUGAGGCGUAUGGGACCACAGGCGCUGGUUGUGUAUGAGGAGGACGAGGAGGUUGGAGGAUCGACCGUGAGCAACCGAACGCAAGUGGCCGAGAACCCAGAAGAGCACCCAGCAGAGUACCCAGCAGAACCGUUGGUAGAGGAGAGGAGGUCCCUUGAGAAAGCGACUCUAACGUGCGAGUGUAUGGUGAAGAGAAGGAAGGACGUCGGGGGCGACAUGCUGUUGGCAUGGGAGCGAGCUCCGUCGCUCAUGUUGGGACCCAGGACGUUGCACGCAGGUCCAGAAGAGCAUCUCUGGUCCACAUGA